This is a messenger RNA of Arabidopsis lyrata subsp. lyrata, 805 nucleotides long. RefSeq lists its product as uncharacterized. Lineage: Eukaryota; Viridiplantae; Streptophyta; Magnoliopsida; Brassicales; Brassicaceae. The coding region runs from base 28 to 492 and encodes 154 amino acids. The record is from RefSeq and is a predicted model, not a curated record. The transcript has a single exon.
CUCUCUAAUCAAAAAAGCUAAAAAGCGAUGGCCACUGCGAUGGUUCUCUCUUCUCAAAACCAUCGAUUCGAUCACGAAACCCUAAUCCACCGUAACCCUAAUUCUCGCCUUUGCCGCCACUCUUCCGCUGCUUCAACGGCUCCUCGCCGACGCAAGCGAAGCCCUACGGUUGUUAAAUCUCCGGCGGCGAAUACCAAUCUUGUAAUGGAACAAGUCAAGAUCCUCAAGCGCGGUGAGACAUUGAGUGCGUUUAAGAACAAGGAAAACAUUAGCUCCGAUGACACAAGACGACCUGUUUUGAAGAUGAUUAAAGAUGUUGAUCUGAUUGUAUCGUCCACUAAUAGAAUUGGACCUGAACCAGAGAUUUUGAUGAAACAGAUCGGAGCUUCUAAAGGAUUGCAGAUCUUCUCCGGAGCUAUUUGCUCUAUUUCGCCGCUUCCAAGCUGUGUUCCGAUUCCAUGUUUCUUAGGGAAGAACAAUCUCCUUAUUUAGAUCUCCAAAAGAAGAUUUUGGAAAGAAAAAAACCGUCUUUUCGAUGGUCUUGUAAGAGCAGAUUUGUGAAGAAUCCUGAGAAAGAGAGUAAACAAAUUUGUUUGUUUAUCUCAAAGAAGAAGAUGGAGAAUGUGAUCACAAAACGCCAAUUGCAACCAAAAUUUGUACUCUGUGUUUCGGUGUAACAGUCACUGUGACUCUUUUCUAUGGCUUUUGUAGUUUGUUUUUGUUUGGAUUUUGAAGUUUGUAGUUGUCACUUUUCACAUGAUUCAAAUCUCUUUUUAUGCAAUAAAAAUCUUAUAGUAAUACAUCA